Molecule: messenger RNA, 10745 nt
Organism: Culex quinquefasciatus (southern house mosquito)
Lineage: Eukaryota; Metazoa; Arthropoda; Insecta; Diptera; Culicidae
Gene: Khc-73
Product: kinesin-like protein KIF13A
Biological process (GO): cytoskeleton-dependent intracellular transport; microtubule-based movement
Cellular component (GO): microtubule; kinesin complex
Molecular function (GO): microtubule motor activity; ATP hydrolysis activity; microtubule binding
Source: RefSeq, a predicted model, not a curated record
GCAAAAGUCAGCACUGGACUGCUGUGUUAAUUCUACUCUCGCGACGGCCAGGACAGGUACCCCGAAUCGACCUCCUGCGAAAAAAGUGGUGCGCGUUUUUCUGUCGGGUUUUAACCUUUGCUCACGGAGCAAAGCAUUGCAAACAAUUGGCUUGCAAAAUAGUGCGAACUGACCGCGAUCGGUGUUGGGUGGUGACUUCGAUGAGGCGAUGAAAACGCUGAAUCAGCGACGGCGUUCGUAGUGUGUAGUGUGCAUCGGAAUUUCACGUGGAAAAUCCUUGGUCCUUGGUGGGACAUACACACACACACACACACGCUCGGAUCGGGAGUGUUGCCAGGAGGUGGCUCAAAGGACACAGCGGAAAAAAAUCAGCCCCAAAAAUCAAGAUGGCGAGCAGCCUUCGACGUCGCUGGAGAGUGUAAAGUGUGUGCUGUGUUGUGCUGAGCCUGCUGAGAUCUCGACGAGGACGACGAGAAGGAAGAAUCUGAAGGUGAUCCUUGAAGGAGGAUACGAUACGUUGUGUGCGUGGGCGAGUGUGUAAUUCAUUCAUACAAUCCGUCAUUCAAGGUUCAAACACAUCAGGCCAAAUUUCAUUGUGCUGAGCCGCGAGGGCUUUUUUCCUCCUUUAUUGUUAUUAAAAUUUCUGUAUUGCACACACCAAUAAAUCAAGUGAGUCCAAUACAUGUAAGGAAAAAGAGUGUGUUUGUAUGUGUGCGUGAUUACGUGUGCUGGUGUGUGAGUCAGCACGAAGAAAAACAAGUGCAUAAAGAGGUGGAACCCACCCCGUCCAACCUCCCUGAAGUCAUCGCCGACGAGUGUUGAAGGAUUUUUGCUCGAGAAAAUUUCCAAUCCUCACCACAGCACUGCUCGAAGUGUGUGCAAGAGCACAGCAAUGUUCGUGAUUGAGUGUUUGUUGUUUUGCUAUUAGUUAUAAUAGUCCUACACUCUACACAGCCGAAGGAAGAAAGAAGAAAAUUGGUUAGAUUAAUGUGUUAAUCACGCAAUUUCGUUCUCGAGGAUACCAGAGUCCCCCAAACACAACACAACCAUCGAAAAUGUCGGACAAAAUCAAAGUCGCGGUGCGGGUUCGACCCUUCAACCGACGAGAACUCGAGCUCGCCACCGAGAAUGUGAUAGAAAUGAACGAUUCCCAGACGAUUUUGAAGUAUCCUGCCACAUUAGAUAAGAUGGAACGAAAACCGCCAAAAAUGUUUGCGUUCGACCACUGCUUCUACUCGACGGACCCGGUGGCGGAGAAUUUCGCCUCGCAGGAGCUGGUCUUCAAGGACGUCGGCCGGGACAUCCUGGACAAUGCGUUCCAGGGCUACAACGCGUGUAUCUUCGCGUACGGCCAGACCGGCUCGGGCAAGUCGUACACGAUGAUGGGCAACCAGGAGAACAAGGGCAUCAUUCCGCGGCUGUGCGACGAACUGUUUGCGUCGAUCGCGGCCAAACAGACGGACGAGCUGAACUACAAGGUCGAGGUGUCCUACAUGGAGAUCUACAACGAAAAGGUGCACGACCUGCUCGACCCGAAGACCAGCAAGCAGUCGCUGAAGGUGCGGGAACACAACGUCCUGGGACCGUACGUGGACGGGUUGUCCCAGCUGGCCGUCACGUCAUUUAUGGACAUUGACAACCUCAUGGCCGAGGGCAACAAGUCCCGUACGGUAGCCGCUACCAACAUGAACUCCGAGUCGUCUCGUUCGCACGCGGUUUUUACGGUGGUGCUCACACAGACCCUGAUCGACACGCUGUCCGGCGUCACCGGUGAGAAGGUGUCCCGCGUGUCGCUGGUCGAUCUGGCCGGAAGCGAGCGGGCGGUGAAAACCGGUGCCGUCGGCGAGCGACUCAAGGAGGGCUCGAACAUCAACAAGAGUUUGACCACGCUGGGGCUGGUGAUAUCGAAGCUGGCGGACCAGACCAGCGGGAGCAAAAACAAGGACAAGUUUGUUCCGUACCGAGACUCGGUGCUGACGUGGCUGCUCAAGGACAACCUUGGUGGUAACUCCAAGACGGUCAUGUUGGCCACGCUGUCACCGGCGGCGGACAAUUACGAAGAAACGUUGUCAACACUGCGGUACGCGGAUCGAGCCAAACGAAUCGUCAACCACGCCGUCGUGAACGAAGAUCCGAACGCGCGGAUCAUCCGGGAGCUGCGGAUGGAGGUUGAGACGUUGCGGGAGAUGCUGAAGCAUGCCACCGGAACAAGCUUGCCGGGCGAGAUGAAACGGGUUGACAUCCACGACAAGCUGGCCGAGAGUGAAAACCUCAUGAAGCAGAUCUCGCAAACGUGGGAGGAGAAGCUGGAGAAGACGGAACAGAUCCAAAGCGAACGGCAACAGGCGCUGGAGAAGAUGGGCAUCAGCGUGCAGGACAGUGGCAUCAAGGUCGAGAAGAACAAGUACUAUCUGGUCAAUUUGAACGCGGAUCCGUCGCUGAACGAACUGUUGGUGUACUAUCUCAAGGAGGUCACCCUGAUCGGAGGUCAUAACAACGAAGGCACUACCAAACAACUACCCGACAUUCAGCUGAUGGGUUUGGGCAUCCAGCCGGAGCACUGUCUGAUUACGAUCGAGGACGGCGAACUGUUCAUGGCGCCGAUCGACAGUGCUCGGUGCUGCGUGAACGGAUCCGUCGCAACGGAAAAAACCUCCCUCAACCACGGCGAUCGUAUCCUGUGGGGCAAUCAUCACUUCUUCCGGGUAAACUGUCCAAAGUCCAACAAUAAUAACAAUAAUCUGUCCUCGGAACCGCAAACCCCUGCUCAACAUUUGGACUAUUACUACGCUCAAGAGGAACUGAUGCAAAACGAAUUCAGCAAUAACCCAAUCCAAGCCGCCAUCUCCCGGCUGGAGAAGCAACACGAAGAGGACAAACAGGUCGCGCUGGAGAAGCAACGGCAGGAGUACGAGAAGCAGUUCCAGCAACUGCGCAACAUCCUCUCCCCAACAACUCCGUACGCACCGUACGCCCCCUUCGACCCAUUCCGUCUAGGUAAACUCCCUCCAAACACACCAAACGCUCAACUGCGCGUCGAAAAGUGGGCCCAGGAACGGGACGAAAUGUUCAAGCGUUCCCUGGGUCAACUCAAGACGGACAUUGUCCGGGCCAACUCGCUCGUCCAAGAAGCGAACGUGCUCGCCGAAGAAAUGAACAAGCAAACCAAAUUCAGCGUAACGCUACAGAUUCCACCGGCCAACCUGAGUCCGAACCGGAAGCGGGGCGCAUUCGUCAGCGAACCGGCCAUUCUGGUGCGUCGCAUGAACUCGGGCAGCCAGAUUUGGAGCAUGGAAAAGUUGGAAAACAAGAUGAUCGACAUGCGCGACAUGUACCAGGAGUACAAGGACAACAACUACACCGUUACGGAUGAGAACAAGAACAAGUCGGACCCGUUCUACGAAUCCCAGGAAAAUCACAAUCUGAUUGGAGUGGCCAACAUUUUCCUGGAAGUGUUGUUCCACGACGUUAAACUGGACUAUCACACACCAAUCAUCAGCCAGCAGGGCGAAGUGGCCGGAAGGCUGCAGGUCGAGAUCAGCCGAGUGGCGGGUCAGUUCCCGCAGGACCGGGUCAACGAGUCGGCAUCGGAAAGCUCCCAGGACAGCCACGAGGACGACGAUAUGUGCGAACCGGCGAGCAAUCAGGUGACGUGCCGGAUCAGCGUGAAGCAAGCUUCCGGCCUGCCGCUGUAUUUGUCAAACUUUGUGUUCUGCCAGUACUCGUUCUGGAACCAUGAGGUUGCGGUCGUACCGGCUACCAACCAGGAAGUGGCCGCCCACAAUCAGAACAUUACGUUCAAAUUUGAUCACGAGUCGGACUACAUCAUCACGGUGAACGAGGAAUUCCUGGAGCACUGCAGUGACGGAGCUUUAUCGAUUGAGGUUUGGGGCCACCGGUCGGUUGGAUUCUCGCGGGCAAAGGAUUGGGAAGUGGAGCAACAGCAGGCCAAAGCACGCUCGCUUGCGGAUCGAUGGGCAGAACUGUCGCGGAAGAUUGAACUGUGGGUUGAAAUUCACGAGUUGAACGACAACGGCGACUGGGCUCCGGUUGAUGUGCAGUGUUCAAAGGACAUGCUGACCGGGGGAGUGUACCAGCUUCGGCAGGGAUUCCAGCGGCGAAUCAUGGUCCGCGUGAAACCGGUUCAGAACUCGGGAACGUUGCCAAUCAUUUGUCAGUCGAUCAUUAACGUUUCCGUGGGUUGCGUUACGGUCCGCUCCAAGCUGCAGAAGCCGAUGGACUCAUAUCAGGAAGAGGAUCUGACCGUACUACGGGACAAGUGGAGUGAAGCUCUUGGUCGCCGACGGCAAUAUCUGGACCAGCAGAUCCAGAAGUUGAUCAACAAGGACGACAAAACCGAGCAGGAGAAGGAACGCGAACAGAGUCUUGUCAAUCAGUGGGUCUCGCUGACGGAGGAGCGUAACGCCGUCCUCGUACGCCCUGGUUCGGGCAUCCCCGGUGCUCCGGCGUCCUGGGAUCCACCCAUGGGAAUGGAACCGCAUGUACCUGUCCUCUUUUUGGAUCUCAACGCCGAUGACCUGACGACGCAGAGUGUCAACGACGAAGUGCCCCUCGCCGGCCUCAACUCGAUCUUGCCAAAGGAACACGGAAACAAGUUCUACAAUCUCCAGAUCAUCCAGCACCUGGACAAGGACAUUUGCGCCGUCUGCAGCUGGGACUCAUCGAUCCACGACAGCCCGUCGCUCAACCGAAUGACCGAAGCCAACGAGCGGGUUUAUCUGAUCCUCAAGACCACCGUCCGGUUGUCCCAUCCGGCACCGAUGGACCUGGUGCUACGGAAGCGACUUGCGCUCAACAUUUACAAGCGCCAAAGCUUCACCGACCGGCUGAAGAAGCUCCGCAUUGGACGUGCCGAGUGCAGUUCACUGCAGUCCGGCGUGACGUACGAGGUGGUGUCCAACAUUCCAAAGGCUUCCGAGGAGCUGGAGGACCGCGAAUCGCUGGCACAGAUUGCCGCCACCGGCGAGGACGUUUCCGCCAGCGAUGGCGAAACCUAUAUCGAAAAAUAUACCAAAGGAGUGUCGGCCGUGGAGAGCAUCCUCACGCUGGACCGCUUGCGGCAAAGUGUGGCCGUGAAGGAGCUGGAGCAGGUUCGCGGCCCGGCGCUGUCGAUGCGAAAGACGGCCAGCGUGCCCAACUUCUCCCAGGUCGUUAGAGACACCCGGGAACAUACUGGCCUCAAAACCUCGAUGACCAUGCGAUUCUUUGACGCUUCGCUGGAAUCGCUGCUGGGCAUUGGCCGCUCCGAGUCGUUUGCGGACCUUAAGAUGGGGCUGAAUUCCGCUCAAAGCACUCGGGAGACGGCUACCAGUCGUCAGAAGCUGAAAGGAACCUCCCCAGGGGGUGGCGAAGAUUCAGCCAACUCCUCGUAUGGACUGACUCGUCCCACAUUCCUAAAUCUAAACAUAAAUUUGAACUCCCUGCGACUUCAGCCAACCAAGCCAUCCCCGGCGGCCAGCAAGUUGGCUCAGCGAAUGACGACGCUGCACGAGGAACCGCUGAUCAAGCAGAUCUGCUACGAGGAGGAGGGCGAGGACCGGUUCAGCGAGCCCGAGUACGCCGAGUACGAGGACGAUUACGAGCCGCCCAAGAAGCCGACCAUGUCCAAGAUGAAGUCCUCGUACACGGUCGAGUCGUUCAUGGACAUUGACAAGCGGCCCGGGCAUGCCGGCGUUGGCGGAGGUAGCGAUUUAUGCAAGUUCUCGGCGGCGGGAAAGGGCGUUAAGCCUAGUGGAGGUGGUCAGGUGGCGCAGGUCAAGAGCCAGAACAUUGCAGCCGGCACGCCCAGCAUGAGCUCGUCCACUUCGAGCGGGUACGGCUCGCAGGCCGUGUCCUGCAGCAACCUGACCAACGACGACACCUACUCGAUCCGCUCGCUGAGCGUCGGAGAAACGCCUGAAACCAUGUCACCGUCCAACAACGUCCUGCGCAGCAACAAUCCACUGAUGAAGGACGUGGUCAGCUUUGACGAGCUGAAUGGCAACCGAGGUGGCGACCUGCUAGAGCAGGAAGCUCUCGCGUACAACAGCAACGCAAAGCGGGCUAGCGAACCGGCGGUUAUGACCGGCUCGCGGGACACCAUGAUCGACGAGGAAGACGAGGGCGUGAUCAACGAACAGGAGGUGGAAGAAGACGAGGAGGUGAUUGCGAUGGACGAAAGCCACGUGAGCAGCACCGCCGAUGAUGAUUCGCACCUUCAGCAUGAGGAUGUGGUCGACGAGGAGAACAAUAGCUCCAAGCUGCUGCAGGAUUCCGAUGUUAUGGAGAAUAGCUUCUCCACGCCGAGCAAGCAUGAGAAUAUCCCGGACUGGGUCGUCGUUGGAGAAUCGGUUCAGAUUCGACCAUACAACACGAGCGGUGUGAUUUCGUUCGUCGGAGGAACGCAUUUCCAGGGCGGCACCUGGAUCGGCGUCGAGCUGGACACGCCCACGGGCAAGAACGACGGCACCGUGCAGGGCAUCCAGUACUUUAGCUGUCGGCCCAAGCACGGCAUUUUCGUCCGCGUGGACAAGCUGAUCCUGGACAAGCGAGGCCGAGCGAUGCGGGAGCUGAAGCGGGCGGAAAAGAUGAAGGCCGAAUUUGGCGGCCAGAAGAGCGGCGGCCAGAAAGCGGUCAGCGCCAACGGCCCCCGCAAAUGAUACGGGUUUAACCGGGGCCUCAGCGCUGCCCUGACGGCGAGUGGUUCCUGCUCGGCUGCGGCAGUGAUGCGUCCGAUGCCCAGGAAGCGGUUCGUGCCCAAGUCGGCCUCGAUGGCCGCCUUCGGACGGACCAAGUAAGAGCGACCUUCCAGAGAUCAUCUAUAGAGUACCUUUCGGUUUGUUUCGUUUUUCGUUUCGUGUAACGUUCGUUUACAUCCCCUAGUGAUACAUGCAAAGCAAAGAAAAUGAACCACAAACACACACACUCAAUGCGCGGUAAGUAAGCAAAACCCACACACGUUUCUGAGCAAUGGAAAACGAUAAUAAUUGUGUACGAAAUUAUUUCUAUUAUUUAUACACUUUUACAUUGUGUGACACACGCAAGAUUAGAAAAAAAUCCUCUUAAAAAAAAGUCCUAAAAACCACACAAAAAGCGGAAAAAUAUAUUUAUUGAGUAAGUGUUUGCAAGUGCAUUCUAGAUAGAAAGAGUGAAAAGCUACUAAAAUAUGUAAUAUGUCGUCAGGAAAGCAAAUUUUACGAUCCAAACAAAAUAAAAAAAGAGAUAUAAAAAUCAACCAGUUCUGUCCAAGGUCAUUUAAAGAAUACAAACGAAGCUCUAAAGUAUAAUUAUUAUCAUCUAUUGUAUACACAUUAACCAGAGAAAAAGGUGAGGUGAGGCAGGAUUUUCAGCGCGGAAAAAAUGGGUGCAAUCAUUGAGGCGAGAAACCUAUAUAUUGCUAAGAGAAUCAAGAAACCAACCACUUUGUAGCCAAAAUCAGACGGAGAGAAUUUAACAGGGGGUUCAAAGAUGAUUGAGAUAAGCAUUAUGAAUAUUUAUAUUUAUACACAUAUUUAAAGACAAACAACAACAACAAAAAAGUAAGUAUGUUAUAAAAGAAACAUUUUUAUUCUACUCCUUUGCUACACAACAAGCAUUUUCAAUAACAUCUUUCUUCUGUAAAUCUACAAAGCAAAUUGAUAAGAAAAAAAGCAGUGUUUAACCCUCUAAACAAGUUGAAUCAAACCAACCCUCCUUCACAGCCAGAAGAAGCAGAAUGGAAAGACGCGUAGUAAAGUAAUCCCAAACAAGCAGCAGCUUCAAAAAACAGACGUAACACCGCUGAAGAGACAGGCUAGACGAAACAAAAAAAAAAGUAAAAUAACUAAUCCUAGAAGCUAUUCAAUGUGAUGAAUGUGUCCACGCAGUUGUAGAACGCGAAAUUACCAAAUCUAAGUAAACAAAAUAACACACACGAAGAAGAAAACCAUUCAUUCAGUCCAUCCCGUUCAUUUUUUGAGUCUGGUUUACAAAAUUACAAAACGAAAUCGUAGUAUCACGUAGAGAAACGACACGUUAGAGGGCGGAAAUUGAUGGUGUGAUCGCGCAAAUAUCACUAAAUUGUCCAGCAGAUCACACUCACACUCACGACGGAGAACGAGACGAGAUAUCAUUAGUUUGUAGUAGAGACUGUCUGUAAAAUUAGUUCUUUUCCCUACCCCAAAUUUCUUAGAUUCGUGUCAUGAGUACCAGGUAGGUAAAUGUUCGGUAGUGGUUUUGAGAUGUUUAUUUAUUCUACUAAAGUGUUAGACAUUGGCAGCGAAGACGCGGGACUUUUGAGUGAGAACAACGCAAAUGACGAAGAAAGCAGCAAAUGAAAAGCAAAACGAGCACGUCCAUUUUUCCCCUGAGAAAUUAAAAAGGUAAAAAAUUUGGAAUUCUAAUAAAUUUAUCCACAAAACGAGAGAUUGAGCAGUCUAGAAUAGCAGUCGAGCAGCCGGUUGAGACGCAGUGAUUAAUCUUCAAAUUUCUCAGUGUUUUACUAGGCAAUAAAGUACACAUAUUAGAGAGAACCUAGCUAUCUUGAGCGCGUGCGGCUUUUUAGACCAGAAAAGAGUGUGCAAAAUGAUAGGGCUGAAUUAGAGGAGUUAGAAAGCAGAAAACUACUAAAAUAACGUUGAGAGAGAGCAUCGAAUAGAAAAAAAGAGGCAAAUUAUAGAAGUUACGUAGGGUAAGGUUGACCAGUAGGACCUCGAAUAUUCCGAUUUCAAGUUGGGGAUGCGGGGCCGCCACCGCGGGAAGGAUCAAACUAAUUCCAAAAAGAUUGCGCUGUUCGAUUGGUAGUAAGAAAUUCAAAUUUGUUCUGGGAAAAAUCACCGAAAAGGUGUCCAGAGACAUCGAAAAUCCACUUCAAAACACGUCCUUUUCUUUACACAACUGUCCAAAGACUGAUCGAACAGCAGUCUGUCAAAAACAACGGCGCCCCAACCUUCAUACCCAACGUCAGCCGCGCGCCACCACUGAAGCACGUGUUCAGGAAAAAAAACCAACAACCAAACAAAGCCUGCUUUGAUGGCUACGCCCCGUUGCGUAGCCGUUGUUAGCGCGAAUUCCCCCUCCUCUUUUGAAGCUUCGCGCACAACGAACCCGCCCUGGAUAUGGAUGAACCUGCGGCCUGCUUGGAUUACGACGUUUCGUGCGUGAUGUGGGUCCAGCGCCGAACGCAGCGUGCGCCACGUGCUUCCCGUGUGAUUUUUUCGAGAAGGCGCGCAGGGGCGUGGGUGAAAAGGUGGGGGCAUUUUGAUGAAAGUGAGUAUUUUUUUGAGUGAUGAUCCUUCCCGAAACUAGAUGGCGCGCCGGCCAUGUUGGUUCAAAGAGUGUGUGCAUUAGAUGAGAUUUUAGAGCGCGGAGAUUCCAAGGAAAACAAGUGCAAGACGAUAGACUAGUUUAAAUGUGUAAUUUCUUUUUGCUGUCUAUGUCAGUCAAUGUCAAUUUUUGCCACUAUUGCCACAACAAACACACUCUUCUAGAACAACGAAAGAGUGUGUGUCCAUUUCCUAGAACCAACCAACAAUGCUUAUGUGUAGAAAGCAGAUAAUCCAGACAGAGAAAACAAAACAUUCAAACACCAGUUAGUCGAAACAUGUGAGGGAAAGUGCAAUAAGCAAAGAAAUGCAAUCUUUUGUAUUUUUAAUCGCAACUGUUUAAUAUUUGCACCGAUCGGAAAACAAAUCCUCAAUCUUUUUAUCGUUCCGUUACAUCGACUAUCAUAUCUUUUUUCAAGUUUAUCUUUUCUUUGUUUAAGCCUCACGCAAGGCUGAGUGAUAUCAUCAACUGAAACAUGUAAAUCAAACUUAGUUUAAAGCUUAAAAAUAAGAUUAAAAAAAAAGACUCCGCUUAGUUAUCAAUCUACUUCCUAAGUUUUUUUUCUUUUCAAGCGUGUAAAGAUGUUUUGUGAUUUAGUUUAAUACCAUUCUAUUCCAUCGAUAUGUUUAACCAAUGAAUGGCACAACGUUAUUCCAUUAAAUGUAAAAAAAAAAACCAAAAAAUCAAAACGAAAAAAUAUCAUUCGAGCUUGCACCGUUAUUUUGCGUUUAAUUUUUUCGCACACCCCCUUCUAUGUUGGUGCUUUGUUUUGUAACGUUAACUCAAUAUCAUUGUUCAUUCCUGUUUAUUACUUGAGUUAAGUUCAUGUUAGUGUUAACUUUCACUCUUACACUAAGCAAACAGAAGCACACACACACACAGUUCAGCGUGGAAGAGGCACCGUUUCUAACUAAAAGUACCGUGGCGCGGGAGCGUUGUGUAAAGAACAAACAAAAAUCUAACACUCUUUUCUCUAACCUCUAACAUGUAAGCGAAUAACGCAAAACAAAAAAAACAGCAUCAGUCUAAAUUUAUCAUCUGUUGAGAAUAGGCGAGUAAAGCGCUACCUUAGUUGAUAGUUUAUAGAGUACAUUAAAGGAAGCAAGCAAGUAAAAAAAAACCUGUAGAAUAGAAAAAAACAUGCAGUGGAACAGAAAAGAUGGGAAAAGGUGUGUUAAAAAAAUGGAUAAAUUCUAGUCAAAAAGAGAGAAAAAAAUCUACUACAGAGAAGAAAGGACAUAAUAUGCACAGAGGCGCAAACAGCUGCAAGCAGAUUAACAAUUGUAAGGUUGAACAAAACAACACACGGAGAAAGGAUUAAAGAACAAAAACACACACACACACGCUAAGAAUCAGCAACUAUACAGAAGUGAAAGCAAAAAGGGAAAAUUAAAAAUCAGAAAAAGAUACAAAUAUAUUAAUACUGCUUAUUCUGUAAUUAA